This is a messenger RNA of Rangifer tarandus platyrhynchus (Svalbard reindeer), 645 nucleotides long. The record is from the annotation of a GenBank genome assembly. Lineage: Eukaryota; Metazoa; Chordata; Mammalia; Artiodactyla; Cervidae.
AUGAAGGCAGCAUCCCAGGGCGGGCGCGAACCCCGGCUCCCGCGGCCCGGCCCCAAGCGCCUGGCACCGUCCCGCCCCGCCGCGCACACUCGCCCUUUCGGGGGUCAGGAGGGCAGCCCGGGAGCGGAGGCUGGUGGUCCGCGGGGAUAUGACCACGACUCCUCGGUGUCGCUGAGAGGCCGGUGCGGCGAUCCCGCUUCGCUGGCCGCUCACCUUCCACACCUGCCCGCGAGGUCGGGCUCAGAGGCUCCCUUCCAGCGCCCCACCGGGGGGGGGGGGGGGGUCGUCCGCGACGCCCAGAUUAGCAGGGGGCCCUACAGUGAGCAGGGAGGCUGCGCGGAGGCGGAAAGCAGGGCUCAACCGGCAGCGGUGCCGCGCCGAGCUCGCCCCCGCGCGGGUCCCAAGCGCGGACCCGCGAGCAGGGCGCGCGCCCCCCGCCUCGCUCCCGGCCUGGGCCGGCCCCCUCCCCGGCGGCCCAGGCCCGCACUGACGCAGGACGCAGCUGGCGGCUCCCUGUUACCUGCGGGUGGGCGGUGGGGGAGGCGGCCAAGGGUCUUAGCUCCGGUCCCCUCUUCGCCCCGUGGUGACACCAACCACCCUCGCCUCCCCCGUGACGUUCUGGCCACUACACCCACAAUCUUCUGA